Molecule: messenger RNA, 669 nt
Organism: Hibiscus syriacus
Lineage: Eukaryota; Viridiplantae; Streptophyta; Magnoliopsida; Malvales; Malvaceae
Product: aspartic proteinase nepenthesin-1-like
Exons: 1
Coding region: 1-669 (222 amino acids)
Cellular component (GO): extracellular region
Source: RefSeq, a predicted model, not a curated record
AUGGCGAGACAGUUUUCGACCGAAACUCAUUCUCGAUUCUCCUACUGUUUUGCACCUAUUACCGGCGCAUUACCCCCUCCGCUUGUUCUAAGGUUCGGAGAAGACGUUCCAAAGUUCCCUCCAGGACACCUUCAAUCAACAUUGAUCGUGCAACCACCGACACAAAACAAAUAUUUUUACUACUUACAAUUGUUGGAUAUAAGUGUGGCCAAUUAUCGUAUCGGAUUUCCUCCGUCUACUUUUCAGUUCAGGGCAGGCGGUGCCGGUGGUAUUUUAAUAGACUCCGGAGCUUUGUUCACUUUCAUCGACGCCGGGACAAUCGGAGUGAAUGCAUACGAGAGAGUAAUGCAAGUGUUUAAUGCUUAUUAUGGGUCGAAACAGCUUCAAAGACGACCCAAAGAGCAAGGAGGAUUCGAUUUGUGUUAUGACCAACCAAGUUUUUAUAAUGAUUUUGCAUCUUUAACGUUCCAUUUCAAUGGAGCCGAUUACAACGUUAAUGGAAGAUACGUUAAUGUGUUCAGGCGAGGGUAUUUCUGCGUGGGAGUACUAAGGGGAGUCUCCUCAUCUAUACUUGGAGCAUGGCAUCAACAAAAUAAACGUAUUAUCCAUGAUGAAUUGUUUGGUGAACUUCAGUUUGCUGAUGAGAUUUGUGCCAAUGAUGUUGCCUGA